This is a messenger RNA of Mugil cephalus (flathead mullet), 1580 nucleotides long. RefSeq names its product crystallin, beta B1, like 3 (gene crybb1l3). The coding region runs from base 105 to 734 and encodes 209 amino acids. Gene Ontology annotation, molecular function: structural constituent of eye lens. The transcript has 6 exons. Gene Ontology annotation, biological process: visual perception; lens development in camera-type eye. Lineage: Eukaryota; Metazoa; Chordata; Actinopteri; Mugiliformes; Mugilidae. The record is from RefSeq and is a predicted model, not a curated record.
GCUUCGGAUGUGAAUGUAUAUAUAUAUCCCCACUCACAAGGCCUGCGUCCAUCACUUUCUCCGAAGGUCGGUCCGUCUCAGCCUGCAAGUGUAACUAUCUGAUCAUGUCUCACUCAGGUGCUCAAGGCAGCAUUGGCAGCCACUCUGCCAUUGGACUGCGCAAUUACAAGAUAUACCUCUAUGAAUGUGAGAACUUCCAAGGCCGUAGGAUGGACCUGUUCGGAGAGUGUCGUAACCUGUGUGAGAAGGGUUUCGACAGAAUCGGCUCCAUCAGGGUAGAGUGUGGACCCUGGGUGGGUUAUGAGCAGCAGAACAUGACCGGUGAGAUGUUCAUGCUGGAGAAGGGAGAGUACCCCCGCUGGGACACCUGGUCCAACAGCUACAGGUGUGACCGCUUCAUGUCGGUCAGGCCCGUCAGAAUGGAUCCCCAGGACCACAAGAUUUGCAUGUAUGAAUGUCCAAACUUUGAGGGGCGAAAGAUGGAAGUGUGUGACGAAGACAUUCCAAGCCUGUGGUCUUACGGUUUCCAGGACCGCGUUGGCAGCAUUCAGGUCUCAGGUGGAACCUGGGUGGGAUACCAGUACCCUGGCUAUCGUGGCUACCAGUAUGUGUUCGAAAUGGGCCCUUACAAGCACUGGAACGAGUGGGGCGCCCACCACCCCCAGAUCCAGUCCAUGCGCAGGGUGAGGGACAUGCAGACGCACCGCAGGGGCUGCUUCGAGAUGACCGCAUAAAAGGGGGGAACAGCAAGGGUUCAGGCUUGUCACGCUGCUAAGACAUCCCUUGGAAAUUCUCAAACAGCCACUUUGCCACACGAGCGUUACGGCUUUUUAAGUAUUGUUAUUGCAUUUACUGGCAGGAUUUGGAAGUAUGUGGCACAAUAAAUGAUACUGACUGGUAAAUUCUUGUUGUCAUGAACCUCCAGAGUAACUGCAACCCCCAGUAAAGACAGCAGCAAUGCUCUCUGUUUACAGACCUCAUAGAAAGAUUAGAUGAUUUAUCAUAUUUAUGAACACAGGGAUUGUAGGGGAUAAGUAGAUUUAAUAGUUUGUGUUUUUCUUAGUUUGUUUCAAUUUGCAUCCAUACCUGAAAACUUUUGAUUUUAUUUUCAUUUUUAUUUAUUACGUGUUUCAAGCUGAAAUGAUGCCGAUAAGCUUGUUCAUCAAAGCGCUCUCCCUCUCCUGGGAUCCACAGAUUUUUAGAAAGUUAAAGGGAAAAAAGAUAAAUAAAUAAAUACUAAUCCCAUCACUGCCCACAAAGUACUACCAUGGACAGCUCUCAACUGUGCACAUGCCCUGCAGUGAACUUGCAAGGCAGAGGGAGGCACUAUCUCCUCAUCACACAGGCAACGGUGUCAGAGACUCGAUGAGGACACCGGUCAGCCUGUGGUUAAACACUGGGGGCUGUGCAGGGUUGUGUUUUGCUGAUGUGAAAAUGUUUCGGACGGCCUGUUUCAGCUUAUCGGCGGGACGGUUCACGAGGUUUGCAUUUUACACUUUCUCAGGGAUGCUGGCAUCUGGAAAGCAACUUUCCAAUGGAAAAAAAUAAAUAACCAAAUAAAAAAUAUUCUACCUGAAAAA